This is a messenger RNA of Punica granatum (pomegranate), 3709 nucleotides long. The record is from RefSeq and is a predicted model, not a curated record. NCBI's taxonomy places the organism in Eukaryota, Viridiplantae, Streptophyta, Magnoliopsida, Myrtales, Lythraceae.
CCCUCUCCACAUCUGUACCAGAGAACUCACACUCUCACUAAUAUUUCUGUAAUUACAUAAAUGUCUAUAUAUAUAUAUAUAUAUAUUAUGAGCUUCAGCUUGUAAUAAUGUAAUCCUGUAUGCUCUUUUACGUUCUCAUGGCUACUUCUUCUUCCUCCUCCUCCUCCUACUCUUCUUUGCUUGUGGUGUUGUGGAUUUAUGUCAUGGGAGCAUGCAUUGGCGGAUGUGGCGUGGCUGGUGAGAUCAGCUUGGGUUCGAGACUACGUGCGAGCGCAAAUGAGGCGUGGGUUUCGGAAAACGGGACCUUUGCCUUUGGCUUCGCCGGCUCGGGUGAAAAGGAUCGGUACCAGAUAGCUAUAUGGUUCGCGCAACUUCCGGGAGACCGGACAGUUGUUUGGUCCCCUAACAGAAACUCCCCCGUUGGCAAAGACGCCAUCUUGGAGCUCGACGGUACCGGCAACCUCAUCCUCACCGAUGGAGCCGCCACGGUAUGGACCUCCAACACAUCCCGCAUUGGCGUCAGGGCCGCCUCCAUGUUGGAUACUGGCAACUUCGUGCUCUACAACUCCACCGACCUCCCGGCGUGGCAGAGCUUCUCUCACCCGUCUGACACCCUCCUCCCUGACCAGCCACUCACGGUCUCGAUGGAGCUAAUGUCAUCCGUCUCCAGCCCGCAAGGUGGCUACUACACCCUCAAGAUGCUCCAGCAGCCCACCUCCCUCAGCCUCGCCCUCACCUAUAACCUGCCGCACGGCGGUGUUGUUGGGGCUGAGCCAUAUGCCAACUACUCCUAUUGGAUGGGGCCUGAUAUAUCCAAUGCUACUGGGGACGUGACAGCGGUCCUCGGUCAGGAUGGGAGCCUUGGGAUCGUCUAUGGCGACUCAUCCGGUGGGGCGGUCUAUGUGUAUAAGAACAAUGACGGCCGUUCGGGCUCAAAGCAGACUGGCUCGGUCCUCCGGAGGCUGACCCUCGAGAAGAAUGGGAAUAUGCGGCUGUACCGGUGGGACGAUGAUGUGAACGGGUCUCACCAAUGGAUCGCGGACUGGGCGGCAGUCUCGAACCCCUGCGACAUAGCGGGAAUCUGUGGGAAUGGCAUAUGCACGCUAAGCAAGAGCAAGACAAACGCCUCAUGCAAGUGCCUUCCCGGGACCUCAAAUGACCAAUCAACUGGCCUAUGUUUGGAGGACUCCUCGUCGAUUGGAAGCUGCAAGUCCGGAGCGGGGAACCGGACGACCGACGAGUUCAAGACCUCGACCGUGCAGCAAACGAGUUACUACUUUAUGGAGGAUUCGGUGAUUGCGAACUAUUCCGACAUCGAAACUGUCUCAAAGUGCGGUGAUGUUUGCCUCUCGGAUUGUGACUGUGUUGCCUCUGUGUAUGGGCUCGAUGAGGAGCAGCCCUACUGUUGGGUACUGAAAGGGUUGGACUUUGGGGGGUUCGAGGACCCGGGCUCGACCCUAUUCGUGAAGGUCCGGUCCAAUGGUUCGGGGUCGUCGGGCGGCCUUGGAAGUACCCAAAGGAAAGUCGUGGUACUUCCCAUUGUUACAAUCAUGGUGAUUCUCAUUGGGCUCCUCUGCUCAUUGCUGUACUACAAUGUCCAUAGAAGGAGAUCCUUAAGGAAAGCCAUGGAGAGCUCCCUGAUGUUCCUGUCAGGCGCUCCGAUGAAUUUUAGUUACCGUGAUUUGCAGAUCCGGACGAGCAACUUUGCCCAGCUGCUCGGAACAGGAGGAUUUGGGAGUGUUUAUAAGGGAACAUUAGUGGAUGGCACUUUAAUCGCGGUGAAGAAACUCGAUCGGGUUCUGCCUCAUGGAGAGAAGGAAUUCAUUACUGAAGUGAACACGAUCGGCUCAAUGCAUCACAUGAACCUGGUUCGACUUUGUGGCUACUGCUCCGAGGGAUCACAGAGGCUUCUUGUUUAUGAGUUCAUGAAGAAUGGUUCCUUGGACAAGUGGAUUUUCCCCUCGCGUAAUUCCUCUGAUAGACUCCUAGAUUGGGGAACCCGGUUCCAGAUAGCCCUAGGAACAGCGCAAGGGAUCGCAUACUUCCAUGAGCAGUGCCGAAAUAGGAUCAUACACUGUGACAUAAAACCUGAGAACAUUUUGCUCGAUGAGAAUUUCUGCCCCAAAGUCUCCGACUUCGGGCUAGCUAAGCUGAUGGACAGGGAGCAUUCCCAUGUUAUGACGAUGGUAAGGGGAACAAGAGGCUACUUGGCCCCGGAAUGGGUCAGCAACAGACCGACAACUGUAAAGGCCGAUGUUUAUAGUUACGGGAUGCUUCUACUGGAGAUUAUCGGCGGUCGGAGAAACCUCGACAUGUCCUUUGAUGUGGAGAACUUCUUCUACCCCGGGUGGGCCUACAAGGAGAUGACGAAUGGGUCAGCAAUGAAAGUGGUGGACCGGAGAAUGGAGGGAUCCGUGGAGGAAGAAGAGUUGAUCCGAGCUUUGAAAGUUGCCUUCUGGUGCAUUCAGGACGAGGUCUUCAUGCGCCCGACAAUGGGGGAAGUGGUGAAGAUGCUGGAAGGAUCGAUGGAUAUCAAUAUGCCCCCAAUGCCUCAGACUGUCCUGGAGUUGGUUGAGGAAGGACUAGACCAAGUUUACAGGGCAAUGAAGAGAGAAUUCAACAAUUUCAGCUCUUUUACUAUCACGAGCCACCUAUCGACGUCAAACGCCACGUGUAGUUACUCUACCAUGUCUCCUCGAUAAUCGAGAAAACCGGCUCGGUCUCGAUCCAAUCAUCUCUCAUCUAGUACAGGAACUGUAUCCGGUAAGGUCAUCAUAGUACUCAGACCAUAGCAUGAUGCCUCCGUACUUAGCUGAACUCUUGAUGGAUGGAAGGAUGCUAGAGGUGAGAUCUCCCGUGGGAACGAAGCCGCUUCCAGCAGCCUGAGGUGCAGCAGGCAGUCCUAGGAAAAUCUCUUUGGCAGGAAUGGCCGAAGUCCACUACUUCCAGGAAUCCUCGAUGUUUGCCACAUUUCCCGGGACGUACUCACAUAGAGUGUUGUCGUACGCAUAGGGGAAGGACAUUGGGGAGCUGCAGUCAAGUACACUUUCUUGCCCCUGCUGCUGUACCCAGGCAGGAACCUUGCAAGGUCAUCUCGCUGGGACCACCUGCGAUGUCAAAAUCAAUCCCAUCUAGAUAGCGUCUCCAAGCGGGCGGGAUGAGUUGUGGCCUCCUAGGAAAUUGUUCCAAAGGCAAGUUGGGACUUCCUGGCAGUUUCCGAUGAAGAGAGGCCAUAGUACCCGGCCUGACCUCCAAUCAAGAGCAUCACCUUGAUGCCUUUCUUCUGGCAAGACUUGAUCUGAGAGCUCAGCGCGGUGCAAGCACCAACUGACGGGUCACAGUGCCCCGCCAGGUUCGGCUGAGGUUCCUGGCCUAAACCAACUACUGGAAGAAAAGCCAGCUUCACAAACUUAUAGUCCCCUGACGUGCAAGUCUCAGACAGGGUGCCCUCAUUCCCGUUCUGGCCCCAGUAGAUGGCGAUCCCAAGUGGCACUGGACCCCACUACCGCCAGAAUGAGCAACGCCAGGGAUGCUAAUUCCACAGAAGCGGGAAACCUCGAAGCCAUUUAAGAGGCAGGUUCAAGCUGAUUAUCUCUAACAGUAACUCGAACACGUUUUUUGCUCGGUGCUCAGAGCGAUAUUGAGGCUCUGUUUAUGUAGUUGUCAGUCCAAAUGGCCUCCAACAAGAAGAGACAAUCCUCGUAUAUAA